Molecule: messenger RNA, 1728 nt
Organism: Alternaria conjuncta
Lineage: Eukaryota; Fungi; Ascomycota; Dothideomycetes; Pleosporales; Pleosporaceae
Exons: 3
Coding region: 1-1728 (575 amino acids)
Source: RefSeq, a predicted model, not a curated record
AUGAUGGACACGACUGAUCGCGGGAGCUUAUACGAGCACGACAUCCCGUCGCUGAGCGCGUCGCUCGAAGCCUUCGACCCGGAGCGCAGCAUGCACUCGGCCUACAGUGGGCGCUCCAACAUGCAUUCGUCGCGCUGGAGCGUGCCCCAGGACGAGGUAGACAGUGAAACCGAGUCGGACGGGCCGUGGGCGCCACCCGCAUGGCAAAAGUCGCAAUCUAGCAAUCACUGGUACAGAAAGUCGCUGCUUGGUGAAAGCGCCAUGCGCAACAGCCCGUCCAAGUCGCCGUUUGAGUACCGCACCGAUCGCGACGUCACACCCUCGCGCAUACCACUGCCAGAGUCGCCCUACAAGCAAACACCGCGCACCAGCCCCGAACCCAUUCCCGAGGAGGAGCAGAGAUACAUGUCGACCAACAUUGCGUCGCGACUACAGAGCCCGGAGGAGGAGCCGCAACCGAGCGCGGGCGCAUUGGCGGGGACCGAGUCGACGUUGUCGCAACAUGACGAUGGGCCAGUCGAGGGUUUCAUGCGCUUUGCGUACAGAGGAGAAGCUAAGUUCCGCACAGCGCCUAUCGAAGAUACAAUCACCACCUUCGCAAGUGGCCUUCACAUCUUUACGAGGUCAAGAGCCAACCUUAUCUUUACUGUCGCGACUCUUUUAAUGUCUUACCUAUUGCUGCAUCCCUGGCAGGCCAGUCUUAUUCCUGAUGUCGCAAACGUCGCCAGCAUGGCGAAACAGUUUGAGCCUUUGCUAUACGCUUCAGAGAGUGUCAUUCCACGGUCGCGCGAGCUCGCAGACGCCAGCAUCGCCGUGCAAGACCUGGGAGAGAGCGUCCGCGCGACCAACAUGUCUGCGUCGCCUGUUAUCAUCGAUCAGCUGGACGACCUAGGCGAUAGUCUCAGGAUCCUAUCCGAGAAGAUUACCAGCUUCUUUACCAACGUAGAUGGCGACAUGGACUCCAUCCUCAUUACUAUGGAGUGGGCCAAGCGAGAGUUAGCAAGUAUUCAGGGCCCAAAGGUUGGCAUGAUUGACACAGUCAUCGACAAUGUCCACGGCGGCCUCAACGCGAUUGGCCUGCUUGAGCGCAACGGCGAAGCUACAGCCGUUGGCCGUGUUGUCAACGAUAUCCUGGGACAUACUACACAACAGCGGUCGAAAGCUACCCUGCAGCGCACGUUCGACUACCUCCUGACCACUCUAGAGGAGAACAUUGCAAAUGAGCUCGCGCGCGCAGACGUCCUCUUCCAACUCUUCGAGAGUGUAGACCGCCAAUUCCACAACCUCCACCGCUCCGUUGCCAAAGAAGAAGACUCGCUCGCAAACCGCAAAGACGAGUUCCUCGCUUCCAUGUGGCGCACCUCAAUCAACAACAAGAUGAAGAUCAAAAAGUACGAGAAGAACCUCAAGCUACUCAAAGACGUGCGCGCGUCGACCCUCAUCAACAAAUCCGAGCUCAAAGUGCAUAUCCAAAUUAUCCAUUCCGUCAGAGACCAGCUAGACAAAGCACGCAAGAACCUCAUCAGCCCUCUGAUACGCGCCGCGCAGAGCAACAGCUUUGGCCUAGACCAGCAAUUGAACGACCUGACGGGUACAUAUGGGUUCCUGAAGACGCUGAGAGACGACCAGAAGAAGAAGGUUCGACAGCAAAUGUGGGGCGAGCCCAAGAAGCGCAUUGCCAUUACUGCUGGUGGCAAAGAAGAGGAAAUCGAGGGGGACAGCGAGUAA